Molecule: messenger RNA, 1683 nt
Organism: Pseudozyma flocculosa PF-1
Lineage: Eukaryota; Fungi; Basidiomycota; Ustilaginomycetes; Ustilaginales; Ustilaginaceae
Exons: 1
Coding region: 1-1683 (560 amino acids)
Biological process (GO): transmembrane transport
Molecular function (GO): transmembrane transporter activity
Source: RefSeq, a predicted model, not a curated record
AUGGAGAAGCAGGACGCCAGCGGCGCCGUCAAGGCGGAGAAGUCGCCCCAGCUCUCGUCCGAUGGCGGCGACGCCGAGAAGCAGCUGUCCAAGGAGGUCGCCCAGCAGUUUGGCAGCCGCGUCGAGUCGAGCGCCGUCGACGACAUCUACGAGCGCAAGUGCUACAUCCUCAACAAGGUGCUCAACGAGCACAUCGGCAUGGGCAAGGUCCAGUGGCAGGUCUUCUUCCUCUCCGGCUUCGGCUGGUUCUGCGACAACAUGUGGCUCCAGGGCGUCGCCAUCGCCCUGCCCCAGGUCUCGCGCGAGUUCAACAUCCCCUCGGACGUCCGCUGGAUGACCUUCUCGCUCUACAUCGGGCUCAUCUUUGGCGCAGCCACCUGGGGCAUCCUCGCCGACGUCAUCGGACGCAGGCCCUCGUUCAACAUCACCCUCUGCCUCGCAGGCAUCUUUGGCAUCGCCGCCGGCGGCGCACCCAGCUUCGUCGGCCUCGGCGGCCUCUUUGCCGCCCUCGGCUUCGGCCUCGGCGGCAACCUCCCCGUCGACGGCACCCUCUUCCUCGAGUUCGUCCCCGCCAACAAGCAGUACCUCCUCACCCUCCUCUCCGUCUUCUGGUCCAUCGGCCAGCUCGUCGGAAGCCUCAUCGGUUGGGCCUUUAUCGCAAACUACUCUUGCAGCGGCGACGAGUCCAACACCCCCUUCGACGGAUCCAUCCCCUGCAACACGGCGGACAACAAGGGAUGGAGGUACUUCUUUUUUUGCAUUGGAGCGAUCACUUUCGUCUUCUUCUUGCUGCGUUUUGCCGUCUUCAAGCUGCCCGAGUCGCCCAAGUUCUACCUGGCCAAGGGGCGCGACGCCGAGGCUGUUGCGACGAUGAAAGAAAUUGCGCGACGCAACGGGAUCGAGCUCGGUGACGAUGUGCUCAGCGUCGAGAUCCUUCGCAGUGCUGCUGGCCAGGAGGCCGACAUGGAUGCCGCCCACCACCAGGUCGAGGAGGAGCCCAAGGGUAUGGCCGCCAUCACGUCGCUGCCUUCGCGCGUCGCGGGCAGCUUUAAAAACGUCAGCUUCACGCCCGACCUGUCGCACAUCAAGCCCCUCUUCCGCGGCGCCAAGAUGGCCUACACCACCUCGGCCAUCUUUAUGCUCUGGUCGCUCAUCGGCCUCGCUUACCCGCUCUACAACGCAUUCCUGCCCAUCUACCUCGAGAGGGCGCAGGGCGUCAGCGGAAGCUCGUCGGUCGACGUCACCUACCGCAACUACGCCAUCAUUUCCAUCUGCGGUGUGCCCGGCUCGAUCAUCGCCGCCUACCUCGUCGAGCUGCCGCGCACCGGCCGCCGUGGUGCCAUGGCUCUGGGCACCCUGCUCACUGGAAUCUUCCUCUUCGCCUUCACCACGGCCAAGACCAACGGCGCCGUGCUGGGCUUCAACUGCGUCACGGCCCUCACCCAGAACAUCAUGUACGGCGUCCUCUACUCGUGGACGCCCGAGACGUUCCCGGCGCCCCACCGCGGCACCGCCGACGGCAUCGCCUCUUCGCUCAACCGCAUCUUUGGCGCCAUGGCCCCCAUCAUCGGCAUCUACGCCGUCGGAUCGGCGCCCAUCUACGUCUCGGCCAGUCUCUUCAUCGCCGCGGCCCUCAUCAUGGUCACUGUGCCGUCCGAGACCGUGGGCAAGAACGCGCUCUGA